Phlebotomus papatasi is the source of this 1541-nucleotide messenger RNA. RefSeq names its product glutaryl-CoA dehydrogenase, mitochondrial. The record is from RefSeq and is a predicted model, not a curated record. Gene Ontology annotation, biological process: fatty-acyl-CoA biosynthetic process; fatty acid beta-oxidation using acyl-CoA dehydrogenase. Bases 161 to 1414 code for a protein of 417 amino acids. The transcript has 5 exons. Gene Ontology annotation, molecular function: flavin adenine dinucleotide binding; glutaryl-CoA dehydrogenase activity; fatty-acyl-CoA binding. Lineage: Eukaryota; Metazoa; Arthropoda; Insecta; Diptera; Psychodidae. Gene Ontology annotation, cellular component: mitochondrial inner membrane.
UAUUGACAACCGAGUGAAGUUGGCGCAGUUUUCUAGCAGUUUUUUUUUUGUUUCCAUCGGCGUGGAGUUUGAUUUUUUCCAAGUAGUUUUCCAAAGUGUUUUUCUCCUUCAAUUUGUAGGUGAUUUUCCUUCUGUAUAUCAGUGUUUAGUAGCCAAAGCCAUGGCCUUUCUCAGAAGAUUCACUGCCGUAGCCCACAAGACUUUCUUCAGAGGCUUUUCAUCCGCCGGAAGUAGAGUUGCUUUCAACUGGGAAGAUCCUCUAAAUCUCGAGUCCCAGUUUACUGAUGAUGAAAUUGCCAUUAGAGAUUCGUUUAGGGCGUACUGCCAAGAGAGUCUAAUGCCUAGAAUAGUCCUAGCGAAUCGCAAUGAAGUAUUCCAUCGGGAAAUUUUAGAGGAGAUUGGAAAACUAGGAGCUCUGGGAUGCACAAUAAAGGGUUACGGAUGUGCAGGAGUGUCCAAUGUUGCCUAUGGUCUUCUGGCGAGAGAAAUUGAACGUGUAGACUCUGCCUACAGAUCUGCACUCAGUGUCCAGAGUUCUCUGGUAAUGGGAGCCAUUUAUGAUUAUGGAACCGAUCAGCAGAAGGAAAAGUACCUUCCAAAAAUGGCUCGUGGAGAGUUAAUUGGUGCUUUUGGGCUCACAGAACCAAAUCAUGGAAGUGAUCCUGGUAGCUUAGAGACUCGUGCAAAAUUCGAUAGUGCCUCAAAAACUUAUGUACUCUCCGGAAGCAAAACCUGGAUCACAAAUUCCCCAAUCUCAGAUGUGUUUAUCGUUUGGGCGAAAUGCGAUGAUGGGAAGAUUCGAGGAUUCAUUGUUGAUCGAUCAGAGAGUUCCAAAGGACUCGAUACUCCCAAGAUUGAGGGAAAAUUCUCACUGAGAGCUUCUACAACUGGCAUGAUUCUAAUGGAUGAUGUUCGUGUUCCUGAGGAAAAUCUUCUGCCGAAAGUUGAAGGGCUCAAAGGACCUUUUGGCUGUCUCAAUAAUGCUCGAUAUGGAAUUGCUUGGGGUGCUCUUGGAGCUGCAGAAUCGUGUCUUCACAUCGCUCGUCAGUACACUUUGGACAGAAAACAGUUUGGACGCCCAAUAGCUGCAAAUCAAAUCAUCCAGCUCAAACUUGCAAAUAUGAUCACGGAUAUAUCCUUGGGUUUGCAAGCUUGUCUACAAGUUGGACGGCUUAAGGACCAAAAGAAACACACUCCCGAAAUGAUUUCACUGAUCAAGAGGAAUAAUGCCGGAAAAGCGCUGGAAAUUGCACGUGUUGCCAGGGACAUGCUUGGAGGGAAUGGAAUAGCUGAUGAGUAUCAUAUAAUUCGACAUGCAAUGAAUCUAGAAGCAGUUAAUACAUAUGAGGGAACUCAUGAUAUUCAUGCGCUCAUUCUUGGCAGAGCCAUCACUUCAAUUGCUUCUUUUUCCUAAAUAGAGGAGAUAUUCUACAAAAAAAAAACACUCACAUGAAGGUGCAAUCCGAAUCAUCCCUGAAAGUUAUUAGAGAUUUGUAGACACUUUCGCAAAGUUUUAAAUAUAUUUCUAUUUUUGUUUUAAA